AUGAAAUAAUAAAUCAUGAAACGUCAAAUGAAUGGUGUGUGUUUGUUGUGGUGAAAUGAGAUAAAAUAUAAUUUUGUGUUAAAAAAUGGUAGACCGUAAUGAAAAAUUCUUAAACGAAAUAUUGAAGUACCCCGGCAACAGCGUUUGCGUUGAUUGUGGAGCCAAAAAUCCAGAAUGGGCCUCGUACAACAUCGGAAUUUUUAUAUGCACUCGCUGCUCAGGGGUUCACCGCAGCAUGGGGGUUCACAUCAGCAAAGUCAAGCACCUGAAACUAGAUAGAUGGGAGGAUUCUCAAGUGAAGAGGAUGAAGGAGGUGGGAAACACCAAAGCCAAACUGAAGUACGAAGAAAGAGUACCUCCUUGCUACAGAAGGCCCAGGGAACACGAUCCGCAGGUUCUAAUAGAACAGUGGAUUCGCGCCAAAUACCAAAGAGAGGAGUUCUGCCAUCCGGAACGGCAGGUCUAUACGAGCGGAAACAUGCAAGGUUUUCUGAUGAAGAGAGGCAAGGAGGAUAGUAAAUACCAAGCGAGGAAGUUUGUUCUUUCCGAAUCCGAAGAUACACUUAAGUAUUUCGUCAGAGAGAAUAAGGAGCCCAAAGCCAUCCUUCGGAUAUCUGAGCUGAAUGUCGUUUUCGCCCCCGAGAAAAUAGGGUACCCGAACUCGCUGCAGCUGACGUUCCUGAAGGACGGUACCACCCGCCACAUCUACGUCUACCACGAGGAGGGCGAGAUCAUCACCAACUGGUACAUGGCGGUGCGGUGCGCUAAGCUGCACCGCCUCCAGGUGGCGUACCCAUCAGCGAGCGAGUGCGACCUCGUCAACUUCCUGACGGAGGACUUCGCCAAGGAGGGGUGGCUCUGGAAGACGGGUCCGCGGCUCAGCGACGGCUUCAAGAAGCGCUGGUUCACGCUGGAUAACAGGAAGCUGAUGUAUCACGACGAGCCGUUGGACGCCUACCCCAAGGGCGAGAUAUUUUUAGGUCAUUUGCUGGAUGGUUACUCUGUGAGGAUAGGAGUAACGGUAGGCGUGAAAGAUCAGGGUUUCUCUUUCUCUCUCACUACGCCGGAGAGGAUUUAUAACUUGUCUGCGCAGAGCGAGCACGACCGGGAUCACUGGAUUGACGUGAUACAGAGGGUGCUCGAAAGACCUCUCACACCGCAAGAUUCUGCAAUUUGCGGCAGGCUGCUGAGAAGAAGGACGAACACCAACUCGAUGAACAUAUUCAGCCAGAGGUAGUGGCGUCGCAUGAAAGCGUUCCGUGUAUGUCUUUCGACCUAGUCUCGUCUUAAUAAUCGUUCGUCAUUCACAUAUUACGCAGUCGGCUCAAAAAUACUCAACGUACAGGUACAAUGUGUCUCCUUUAUAUUCGAUAGGUGGUUCGCUUCCGUUCUAGACGGACCCACGACAAGUGGGAGUGAAAUCCCUCGGAGGACUUGCAGUUCGUUUCGCUGGGGAUGGAAAAAUUGUAUGAGGGCUAGCAAGAAAGUUCGCAACUACGGGGACUUUUGAAUUAUUUGGAACUUUCACUUUAAUGUUUAUUUGUCCGCGAUUUUGAAUUGCCUCAACUCAAAAACUGCCUGCAAAUCCGCCAGGACCGUAUUCGGGGUCAAAGUGUAACAGUGUUCAAUUGUUUUAGUUCUCUCGAGGAUUAGACUCGAAGAAAACUGCCAAAAAAACCACCAGUUGUGGAACGUUUUCAUAACCUCUCCAUAAGUUUUACUUAUUCUGGAUCACUGAGCUAACAACUAUCUCAAUAUUCUGACAUUCUGCUUGUGGGUACUAUUUAUUGAUAUUGUCAUUCAGAAUGUGACAAUAACCACAGUCGUGAUCAAGGCAAAGGUUCAAGAAUCUUAUCUGAUCACGAAUCAACCUUGAGUGUGUUGUUAACUUGGUAUUUGGUUACUAAAGAAUGAGUGCCAAGUGUUUAUGCUUCUCAAAAAAAAUUGCGGAAAAACAUUUAAGGUGGCCGUGUAAUGCAGUAUAGUUUUUUUUUUUGAAAAACAUAUUCAGGCUCUACUAUAUCGUCAAGAAUGCCAUGAAGAAUAAUUCAGAAGACGAGCAGAGUUCAGCUGUUCUCUUUUACCGAUGAUUUAGUUUAGCUUCCCACCAAAAGAUGGCGACACUGUGAUCUAUAGAAAUAAAAUUAUAUUCUAAUGACUAGAACGCGCAUAUACUUGUACGAAUGGAUGUGGCAGCCACAUUUCUUUGUGUCUUCCUCAUAGCAGCAGAACAUAUUUCUUUGAUUUGGGAACCUUGAAUGUGUAAUAGUUAAUUGAAAAUGAAAGCAUACAUGCUUGGAGCAUUUUUUCGCGUUCUAGACAUUAGUAUGUAGUUGUAUUUUUAUGGUCUAAUCCCAUUCGUAAAUAUGCUCGUAGGGAAAUGAUUUUUAUCACAGUUGAAGUAUUUUCGAAGAUAUAUCGAAGCGACAUUUUGGCUAGAUAUUUUAAACAUAGCAGUCAGUUUUUGAGUCAAACUUUGACACCCCUUAGCAAACUGUUAUUAUUUUUUCAUGCAUAAUCACUCCCUGAAGUUUGUCACGCUUAUUCAUCAGCAUUCUCAUCAUUGACGCUGAAUUUAUUUCUAGCGAGCAGUCUCUUGAGGUUUGAGAACAGGAAAAAAUCACUGGGGGUCAGAUCUGCAGAAUAUGGUGGAUGCGGAAUAAAUUCGAAGCCCAAUUCAUGCAUUUUUGCCGUCGAUUUCAUUGAUGCACUUUCUUUUAAUAGUCGCUGUUGAUGGUUUUUCCCUUGCCAGCCGACUGUUGCGUAUUUGCACGUGCAGUCCGCUCAGAUGACCAUCGUGAUGGAGCCAUGUUUUCUUCAUUGUCGCAUAUCGACGCAUAAAUACAAUUUUUUAUAUGUUUCAAAGACUGUUCAUAUUCAAUUUGUUGUUGUUUUCGGUCGAUUGUGAGUUUGCGCGACACCCACUUCGAACAGAGCUUUUGCAUACUCAAAUAUUCAUGCACAAUAUGUUCAAGACAUUCCUUUGAUACCGUCAGAGCUUCAGCUAUCUCGAUCAACAUCACUUUACAGUCAUCCAAAAGUAUUUUGUGGACUUUUUUGAUGUUUUUGUCAGUAACAGCCUCUUUUGGGCGUCCACUGCAUGCAUUUCACUUCGUUUAAACAUUGCAAACACACUUCUCAACUGUUGCUUUUUCUGGUACAGAGUAUGAAUAAUACUUAUCUAGCCAAGCCUUGGCUUCAAGAAUUUUUUUUCGCCAAAAAGCAAUGCUUUAUCAACACAUAAAAUUCCUUUUCAUCCACUCAAAAUGUUCUAUCCCACAAACUAACAGUCCUACAGCUGUGACACGUGUCUUCUGAAGGUCAGGGCUAGCUAAAAAUCUUAUGGAGUUGAUACUAAUAGCGCCAUCUAUGUGUUAGCAGAUGGACUUUUUCGCCUAUCUACUGCAUAACAAAUACUUACCUGUGCCUUACUUUGCAAAGGGUCUAAUAUAAUAUAUUUGUGUCGUAAGAUGAAUCACUUGAUAUCGGUCAAUAAUUAAGACAACAAUCGCUGAUUAGCCUGAAAUAAUAAUUCCUCUAAUAAAUUCAUUCAGGCAGAGUCUGCGCCCCAAAAAUAUUCACAAGAAUUUUCGGCUUACAGGUAACGGUACAUGCUCAGUAGCUAGAUGAUAUUUUUUAGAUGAAUUCAUAACGGAAAAUAGAUGGUUUGAAAGUGGAGUUACCUGAAGUUUGACAGGCGCCUAAUUUGACGGCCACCUUAAGGAAACAGAUCCUGCUUAAAAUUUGUUUCAAUGCGCGUCGCGGCACUAGCCAAAACAAAAUUGUUACUGAAAGGUAGUUGGCCAAUUGAACCCUGUUGAACCCUGAACCCUAUUUUAUAAUAUUUAUAUAUUUGUGUAUAUUGUAUAUUAUUUAUGUGUAUCGCUAUUGUAAGUACUGGCAUCGUAACACUGUUCUACUUGUUUAUAAUGUAGGAGGUGCUGCUAGCUAUUAAGAGAAAUCAGUGCUACUACGAAAAGUUUUCAUUUCUUACUGGAUAUCGCUUCGCUAUAUCCACAACAAAAUGAUUUAUUCAGUACAAACAAAUGAUAGUAUUAGGUGCGGGAGCUGGCAUCUUCCAUUUCGCUACCGUCAUAAAAGUUUGCUUGUGCGAUAUGUCGCUAGGUGGCGCACUAAGGGAGAUUGAAAUGAAAAAAAUCAAUGAGGAAUAUCUUUCUACCCAAAAAAGAUAUCGAUCUCGGUCCAACGGCAUUCUCUGGCUGAAAUGAUGUAGAAUACGGGAAGACUAUGAAAGACUCGUGAAUUUGGCCCUUUGACCUUCAAUUUCGAGAUCAAACUUUCAUUUUUUUUUUCAUGAAUCGUGAAAAUUUGCCGAGUUGCCAAUUUUUUUCUCAAAAGUAGAGGGAAUGGCGAAAAAUUGAGUGGUCGCACGUCGAAUAAUAUUGAAAAACGACAAAGCUAUAAAUUUUCAAAAAUUUGGUAAGACGGCUUCUCUUCCUACAUACUGUCAUAGAAAAAAUCAAGGCUAUGCAUCAGUGAAUUGAGGAAAAAAAUUGAUAAUGAACGACUCUGGAAUUUUUUAGACGUUUAUUCAUUUGAGAUUUGUUAUAUAUAACCAAUUACUGAAGAAAGUUUAAUUACUUAAUAUGUAAAUUUACAUUUACAUGGUUCAAAAUUUUUCGAUGUUGAAAAUAUAAAAAAAAAUAUUUUCAUUUCGUUGAUGCAUAACUCCGGUUUUUUUUUUCUAAUGAUAGUAUAUAAAGAAAGAAGUCUCCGUGCCAAUUUUGAGCUCCUAAUAUUGCAAAUGAAUGUCUCUAAUUGGUUUUUAAAGUUAAAAAAACAGUCGAAUUUCUGAAAAUCCAUAGCUCUGUUGUUUUUCAAUAUUUUUCAACUACUCUUUUUUGGAUAUCUCCUCUUCUUUUAAGAGAAAAUAACUUCGCAUCUCGGCAAAUUUUCAUGACUGAUGAGAAAAAUUGAAGUUUGAACUUGAAGUUGAAGGUCAAGCAGUCAAAAUGACAAGUCUCCUAUAAUUUUCCCUUAUUCUAUAUCACUUCAGCCUGAGAAUGCCGAAGGACUGAGAUCGACAUCUCCUUCAGUGUGGCGUUUGUAUUUGUCUGAAAUUGUGACAAACCGUUCGAGCAGAAAACUGUAUCCAUACCUAUUCACUAGUAUACUGAAGUUUGUGACCCUUUGGUAAAGCGCCAUCUGUGUGCAACCUCUAGUCUUGCCAAUGACGUUUGACAUCUGACAACACAUGUCAAGAAACUAGGAAGGGAUGUAAUGCUAUCAAAGGGACGACUUUUGUGUUCAAAUUUUGAUGUAUUUGCAUAUCAGAUAGACUGAAAUGAGAUGAAAUGUCUGGAUCUUCGAACCGGUACAAACUAGAUGCGAAUUUCCUAAGUAUAAGUUUUGCUUGCCUGUUUUUUUCAUAUGGAUAGUAUAUGAAAUGUUUUUCCUAUGGCAAACGUUUUUCCUUGCAGCAUUGAUUGGUAUUCCUGAUGUAUUUUAUAGUUAUUAAUUCUGCUCAGCAAUAAAGACUUUGUAUCGGA
This is a messenger RNA of Leptinotarsa decemlineata (Colorado potato beetle), 5510 nucleotides long. RefSeq names its product arf-GAP with dual PH domain-containing protein 1. NCBI's taxonomy places the organism in Eukaryota, Metazoa, Arthropoda, Insecta, Coleoptera, Chrysomelidae. Gene Ontology annotation, molecular function: phosphatidylinositol bisphosphate binding; GTPase activator activity; phosphatidylinositol-3,4,5-trisphosphate binding. Gene Ontology annotation, biological process: positive regulation of GTPase activity. Gene Ontology annotation, cellular component: cytoplasm; intracellular membrane-bounded organelle; plasma membrane. The record is from RefSeq and is a predicted model, not a curated record.